GAUACUCCGGUGACCAGUUUAGUUCUGCUUGGCACCCGAGACGCGCGAGUUGCAGCGAGCGGCGCAGGCUCCGAGGCCGACCGACGCGCCGAUUGUCCUCCCUCCAGGAGGCACACCUCCUGAAGAAUCCCCGAGAAGGAGCCGCGGCAAUCGACUUGAUCUGAGCGCAGCAUGAGCGCGAGGUAAACUCCGGCCACACGGUGUGUGCCGCCGCGAUCGCGCGGAAGCCUGUCACGACGGUCACGCUGAAGUUUCACGUUUCCGGGAAGUGGAGCCGACAACAACUGCCAAUUAGCUCUGGCAGCUCCGCUAGCGAGCAGGGAGAGAAAGACAGAGAGAGAGAGAGAGAGAGCGCGCGCGCCUGAGACUCCUCUCGCAUCCUCGGCCGCGAAGACACGCGCUCGCUGUCGCUCGCCGAGGGAUACGCGGGCGACCGCGAGUGAACGGCGAGCGAGGGCUGUCGUCGCGAGCCUCUCGUCGACUCGCGGGCGAUCGAGCCGAAGGAGCCGCGAGAACGACGACGUGCGCCGUCGACGUCGCCCGCAGACGUGGAAAGCGGCUUCGUCCUCUGCGCUCGCGCGCACCUGCCGCUUGUAAAUGACACUUGUGAAAUCCACGCGCACAGUUUCACCGGCCGUCGAGGAGGAGCGCGGGAGGAGGAGGAGGAGGAGGAGGAGAAGGAGGAGGAGGAGGAGGAGAAGGGGUCGUUGACAAGAGCGUACCGACCUGUUCCGCAGGCAUCGCUUCUCUCUCGCCGCCGCAACACUUCCCGGAGAUAAUACCGACCGCGGCCGAGAGCGCGCGUCACGUCUAGAAAGUUAUCGCCGCGAGGGAACGGCCGGCGAUUUUCGCCCGCACGGGACUUCACAGCUGUCGCGAGCGCGAGCGAAUCGAGCUGCCGAGCCGAGCCGAGCCGAGCCGAGCGGAGCGGAGCGGAGCGGAGCGAGUGAGGCCGCGCGCUGGAAGGGCCGCGCGCGCGUCGGAGGACGGACGGACACCACCGCGCGCGCGACAGAGAGAGAGAGAGAGAGAGAGAGAGAGGAGUCGCUACGCGGUCUAAGAAUAUCGCGUGCGCGCGCGGAUCGUUGAACUCGUUCCUUUCUUCUUUCCACGUGUCGCGCGCCCCACUGGCCGCGGGGCAAACAAAUCGGAGACUUUCCCCGGCGACGUCAGUCCGCAAGCGAGAUGUCGACCACGUCCGACGACGAGGGCUCGCAGGAGGACCACCCGCAGCGCUACGACAUCGACGACCUGGAGAUCAUCAAGACGAUCGGCACCGGCACGUUCGGCAGGGUCGUGCUCUGCAGGCACCACGGCACGCCGCUCGCCCUGAAGAUCCUCUCGAUGGUGGACGUGAUCAGGCUGAAGCAGGUCGAGCACGCGCGCAAUGAGAUCACAGUCCUGAAGGAAGUCAAUCACCCCUUCAUCGUCAACAUGCUGUGGAGCGGCAGGGACGAGGCCAGGAUCUACAUGCUGCUGGAAUUCGUCGCCGGUGGCGAGCUUUUCUCCUACCUGAGGGCGGCCGGCAGGUUCGCCGGGCCCACCAGCUGUUUCUACGCGGCCGAGAUCGUCUGCGCCUUGGAGUACCUGCACAACAAGCACAUCGUUUACAGGGACCUCAAGCCUGAGAAUCUUCUCUUGGACAGCCAAGGUCACCUGAAGAUCACCGACUUUGGCUUCUCCAAAAAGCUCACCGACAGAACGUGGACCUUGUGCGGCACGCCAGAAUACUUGGCGCCGGAAAUCAUACAAAGCAAAGGCCACAACAAAGCCGUGGACUGGUGGGCGUUGGGGGUUUUAAUUUACGAGAUGCUGGCGGGAUAUCCGCCGUUUUUCGACGACAAUCCCUUCGGCAUCUACGAGAAGAUACUGAGCGGCAGGAUAGAGUGGCCGAAGCACGUGGACCCCAUCGCCAAGGACCUGAUUAAGAAGCUGCUGGUCGCCGACAGGACGAAGAGGCUGGGUAACAUGCGGCAAGGCGCCGAGGACGUCAAGAGGCAUCGGUGGUUCAAACUGGUCGAGUGGCCGCUGGUGCCGCAAAGAGCCUUGACACCCCCGAUAAGGCCGCGCGUACAGGCGCCGGGCGACGCGAGCUGCUUCGACGAUUACCCCGAGACCGACUGGCGCUCCCAACCACCCCUGCCGCCGGACCAGCUAGCCCUCUUCCAAGACUUCUGACGAGCGGGGAGACAGCGCGACGAUAUCGCGGAAUAGUCGUGAGAUUCGACGAUGUUCGCCGGGAGACACUCGGGCUGUAUCGACAGUCGCUGCUUGAAACUUGUCCCCCCUGUGGGGACGCUCAUGUCUGAAUUUAUAGACCCGUACGUUAACGCAUCCAACCGGCCGCCGGUGUUGAAGUAUGUACAACACGCGAUUACUUAGAUCUGCAAAAUUAUAGCUAUGUUUAAUGAUGAGCGGAAAAGUGUAACACGUGGACAGAGUGGAUUUGGUAAGCAGUUUAAUAUUUGCAUUUGUAAAAAUGUUCAAAAGAAGUACCUUUCAGUACGUUACAUACGGUGAAUCUUGUUGAAGCAGUUGGCGCUGAAAAGUAAGCGCUCGCAGGUGGGGUGAAUGUGUCGAUAACGGUUGCUGACUUGAAAAACUUGACUCUCCGGCGAGAAACGGCCAGGUUGGAAUUCAGAGUUGGAUGAGAGUUCCUCAGGUGAAUCCUGACUGCAGGUCUGAUGUCGCGUGCAUCGUGUGAUCGACUGGAGAACUUCUGGAUGUAAUUCUGAGUUAAAAUUGGAGUUUCUCACGUGAGACAGCUAUUAACACGAGCCGUAAAGUCAAGUCUGAGUUUCUCGAUUGAAUGGUACAGCACACAUGACAAGAUAUUUAUAAUCAACGACUCAGCCCAACUCUCCUCGCAUCUGACUCUGAAUUGAGAUUUUUUCCCUAAAAAUUUGAGAAGCAACGAUUAUUGAUACAGGCCUGCGGUGUCUCAAAUACAGGAAGACAGCGAGCUAACGCGAUAGAAGUUCGACGUCACGUUACGUUCCGUUACGUUACGUUCAACAAUGAACUUUUUUUUACUCUGUACAUACGUAGGUGACUUUUUAUAUUUUGUUGCGUAUUAUUUAUUUAUUCGUACGCGCGCUGUCUAGACUAGGCAUUCCUUCUUGUUUUCGCGAGAUUCUGUAAAUAAAAGUUGAACGAUUAAUUUUA
Harpegnathos saltator (Jerdon's jumping ant) is the source of this 3165-nucleotide messenger RNA. It is a transcript of the gene Pka-C3, whose product is annotated as Protein kinase, cAMP-dependent, catalytic subunit 3. Bases 1186 to 2178 code for a protein of 330 amino acids. Lineage: Eukaryota; Metazoa; Arthropoda; Insecta; Hymenoptera; Formicidae. The record is from RefSeq and is a predicted model, not a curated record. The transcript is spliced from 5 exons. Gene Ontology annotation, molecular function: cAMP-dependent protein kinase activity; ATP binding. Gene Ontology annotation, cellular component: cAMP-dependent protein kinase complex; cytosol. Gene Ontology annotation, biological process: protein phosphorylation.